AUGGUCGGUGGUGCUUUGCAGAUUACUGGGCUGCUCGUUGGCGGCGGCGGCGUGAUCGGGACGUUUGCCGUCACGGGCAUGCCUCCGUGGAGGGUGUCUGCCUUCAUCGAGAACAACAUCAUCGUGUUUGAGACCAUUUGGGAAGGCCUGUGGAUGUACUGCAUCAGGCAAGCCAACGUCAGGAUGCAGUGCAAGGCCUACGACUCCGUGCUGGCCCUCUCGCCGGACCUGCAGGCAUCCAGAGGGCUGAUGUGCGCUGGGUCGGUGCUCCCGUUCCUCGCUUUCAUGGUUGCCAUUAUUGGGAUGAAGUGCACACGCUGCGUGCAGAGCAGCUGGCAAGCCAAGGGCUAUAUUAUCCUGACGGCUGGGCUCCUCUUCAUCCUGUCGGGUGCCGUGGAGCUCGUUCCAGUCUGCUGGGUUGAUGCCAACACCGUCAUCAGUGACUUCUACAAUCCCGUGGUCAAUGUUGCACAGAAAAGGGAGCUUGGAGAGGCCCUUUACCUGGGCUGGGUAGCUGCCUUCUGCCUCGUUGCUGCUGGAGCCAUAUUCUGUUGCUUUUGCCGCUGUUGUGAGAAAACCAGGAGCUACGGAUACUCCGCACCAACCCACUACCCCACUCACAGCCGGCACUUGCACAGGAAGACUGAAAGCUCGUACUCCAAAAGUCAGUAUGUCUGA
Molecule: messenger RNA, 678 nt
Organism: Phaethon lepturus (White-tailed tropicbird)
Lineage: Eukaryota; Metazoa; Chordata; Aves; Phaethontiformes; Phaethontidae
Product: claudin-8-like
Exons: 1
Coding region: 1-678 (225 amino acids)
Biological process (GO): cell adhesion; bicellular tight junction assembly
Cellular component (GO): plasma membrane; bicellular tight junction
Molecular function (GO): structural molecule activity
Source: RefSeq, a predicted model, not a curated record